AUGGGCGAUGCGACCCGGAUUGGAGAUAAAGGCAAGCACACACUGCGCGCCAUCGACAACCAUGGUCACUCUUGUCCUUCUUCCCUUGCUCGUCAUUAUCAUCCCUGUCUUCACUGUCCUCUAUUGCAGCGACCGGCUCUCCAGACAAUGUCGCUUAAAAAUAGGACUCAUCGCGUAGCCUUGACCAUCCGCUACAUGACGCCAACGGUGCCGCUGUCGGCCUGCCGAGACCACGCGGUGGUCGUCUUGCCUUUGAAGAUCACUGAGGUAUCGUUCUCUGUGCGGCUGGUGCGACGCAGCGAGGGUGCGCUCGGGCGGGCGCAGGCGCUCGUCGCUCCAUAUGGCGGUACAAUUCGUCAUGACGAACGGCGCGUCCUUCGCACUUCUAUGAUCGGGUAUCAUGUGGCUCCACCCACGCCAGUGUCAGCUCAGAGUGCAGCUGCACCAGCCCUCACGGAUUCAAGCGACGAGCCAAGCCGUCGCCAGCUCACGCAGUCGGUGCCUGCAGACGUUUGGCGCACUUCCUCAUCCCAAACAACCGAGGUAGCGUCGAUCCCUGGCCGUCGCUUGCGAAGGCGGCCCAUCGCGACCGCACCGGAUGGCGCUGGCAGCGUCAGCCACGUCAUCCCACGUCCUGCCCGGCAGAGCCAGCCUGUCGCCGCGGCACGCAGCCCUUGCAGAGAGUGCAGCGGCGCGUGCAGACUGCGCGGCGCCGGCAUUGACAAGUAG
Messenger RNA from Moesziomyces antarcticus, 729 nucleotides. RefSeq lists its product as uncharacterized. The transcript has a single exon. Lineage: Eukaryota; Fungi; Basidiomycota; Ustilaginomycetes; Ustilaginales; Ustilaginaceae. Bases 1 to 729 code for a protein of 242 amino acids. The record is from RefSeq and is a predicted model, not a curated record.